Molecule: messenger RNA, 1764 nt
Organism: Williopsis jadinii
Lineage: Eukaryota; Fungi; Ascomycota; Saccharomycetes; Phaffomycetales; Wickerhamomycetaceae
Gene: KIP3
Product: tubulin-dependent ATPase KIP3
Exons: 1
Biological process (GO): microtubule-based movement
Molecular function (GO): microtubule motor activity; ATP binding; microtubule binding
Source: RefSeq, a predicted model, not a curated record
AUGGCGCAAAGAGAGUCGUCCAUCACAGUAUCUGUUCGUGUCAGACCGUUCACAUCUGCUGAAUCUUCCCAUUUGGUGACAUAUCAACAGGAUAACAUAUUCUUAGGUGAUGGUUCUUUAAGCCUCAAGAGUAUAGCAGGAAAGGAGAAUAGCUAUGCACACAAGCGAUACGGGCCAAAGGGGCUCCGAAAGAUUGUUGAUGUUGUAGAUGACAGGAUGUUGAUAUUUGAUCCACCACAUGGGAAUCCUCUGGCUACACUACCAAAGAACACGUUCCAACGAACAUCUGUAAGGUACAAAGAGCAUCGAUUUGUAUUUGACAAGUUAUUCGAUGAAGACUCGUCGCAACAGACAGUCUAUGAGGAAACGGCUAGACCAUUGUUGGAUAGCGUGUUGGAUGGCUUUAACGCAACUGUAUUUGCUUAUGGAGCUACUGGUUGUGGUAAAACCCAUACAAUCAGUGGAACUAUGGAUCAACCAGGAAUCAUCUUUCUCACCAUGAAGGAACUCUUUGAAAGGAUUGAGGAGUUGAAAGACACAAAGCACAUUGACGUUUCCUUGUCCUACUUGGAGAUUUAUAACGAGACUAUAAGGGAUUUGAUGGAGCCAAAUACAGGUAAGUUGUUAACUCUACGUGAAGAUGCAAAUAAUAGAAUCACGGUCUCUAAUCUUUCAUCUCACACACCAAGUUCUGUGCAAGACGUCAUGGAUAUGAUCAUUAUUGGCAAUGGUAACCGUACUUGCUCUCCAACAGAAGCCAAUGCUACUUCGUCAAGAUCGCACGCAGUUCUCCAGAUCAAUGUCAUUCAGCGAAACAGAACAGCAGAUAUACAAGAGGAUCAUACAUUCGCAACACUCUCCAUUAUCGAUCUUGCAGGAAGUGAAAGGGCCGCUGCAACCAAGAACCGUGGCGAAAGACUCCAUGAAGGUGCAAAUAUCAACAAAUCACUCUUGGCUUUGGGUAAUUGCAUCAAUGCAUUAUGUGAUCCGAGACGAAGAAAUCAUGUUCCGUAUAGGGAUUCAAAGUUGACGAGGUUAUUGAAGUUUUCUCUUGGUGGGAAUUGUAAAACGGUCAUGAUUGUUUGUGUAAGUCCAUCGAGUCAUCAUUAUGAUGAGACGUUGAACACUUUGAAGUACGCUGAUCGUGCCAAACAGAUCAAAACUAAAGUUAUCCGAAACCAACACAGUUUGAACAGGCAUGUUGGGUCAUAUUUGAAAAUGAUCACCGAACAGAAACAGGAAAUUGAAGAGUUGAGAAACAGGGAAGGUUUAAAGAUUGAUGAGGCUGUAGAACGUUACAAAGUGAAGGCACAAAGGGUAACAAUAGGUAUACUUGAGCUGCUUGAUACCAUCAAGAAUAAUCUGAACUCAAAGAAGUUCCAGAACUUGAAGAUCAAAAAAUCACUCAUUUUGUGUAAGAGAAGGCUUUUGCUAGAACAACGUAUGGAACUCAAGCAGUAUAUCACAUUCUCUCAAGAAGUUGCAGUAUCACCGGAACUCAAACAGAUCAUUGAAUUAAUAGUGGAGUUGUUGGCCAAAAUUGACGCAAAGAUAACUGAAUUGGAAUAUCUUUAUGAACAAGAGAGUGAGCUCGAUUAUGUUUUAGCAAGUUCAACAGAUGCAGCAAUGAGAAAGAUGUCCGAACUUGAAGGAUGGACUGAAUACGACAAGCUGACACUUGAAACGUCGGUGGCGCUCAUUAAGGACUCAGUGGAGAAAACAAUACUUUACAACGCUUCAAUUUUACAGGACAGAAUUGUUAAU